Physeter macrocephalus (sperm whale) is the source of this 762-nucleotide messenger RNA. Its product is annotated as transcriptional adapter 2-alpha-like. The record is from RefSeq and is a predicted model, not a curated record. The coding region runs from base 173 to 733 and encodes 186 amino acids. The transcript is spliced from 7 exons. NCBI's taxonomy places the organism in Eukaryota, Metazoa, Chordata, Mammalia, Artiodactyla, Physeteridae. Gene Ontology annotation, biological process: chromatin remodeling; regulation of transcription by RNA polymerase II. Gene Ontology annotation, molecular function: chromatin binding; zinc ion binding; transcription coactivator activity. Gene Ontology annotation, cellular component: SAGA-type complex; nucleus.
CGAGCACGCAAGCCCAGGGCGCGCGCGCCGCUGGCGUUUUCUCGGCGCGGAGGAGGGGAACGAAGUGAGGGGGGGUUGUCAGCUUUGGUGUCUGUGUUGGCCAAUUCUGAAAUCUCCUUGAAGGAGCCCUACAUUGAGGAAGAUCAAAGCAGCAGUCUUUGCCAACUGGGGAAUGGACCGUUUGAGUUCCUUUAGCAAUGAUCCCUCUGAUAAGCCACCUUGCCGAGGCUGCUCCUCCUACCUCAUGGAGCCUUAUAUCAAGUGUGCUGAAUGUGGGCCACCUCCUUUUUUCCUGUGCUUACAGUGUUUCACUCGAGGAUUUGAGUACAAGAAACAUCAAAGUGAUCAUACUUAUGAAAUAAUGACCUCAGAUUUUCCUGUUCUUGACCCCAGCUGGACUGCUCAAGAAGAAAUGGCCCUUUUAGAAGCUGUGAUGGACUGUGGCUUUGGAAAUUGGCAGGAUGUAGCCAAUCAAAUGUGCACCAAGACCAAGGAGGAGUGUGAGAAGCACUACAUGAAGCAUUUCAUCAAUAACCCUCUAUUUGCAUCCACCCUGCUAAACCUGAAGCAAGCAGAGGAGGCAAAAACUGCUGACACAGCCAUUCCAUUUCACUCUACAGAUGACCCUCCCCGACCUACCUUUGACUCCUUGCUUUCUCGGGACAUGGCAGGAUACAUGCCAGCUCGAGCAGAUUUCAUUGAGGUAAGAGAAACUUGUUUUUGUUUAGGAUGAGGCUAUAUCUCUUACCUAUAGGUUCCAUA